CUCUUUUGCAGCAGCGGAGGCCAGCGGGAGUAAAGUAGGAGAGAAAAAGGUUUCCUUCUUCUCUUCUCUCUCUCUUUCUCUGCUGCUUUAAGGGAUUUCAGAGGAAUCGAAACUAGCGUUUCGAUCCUCUGAUCUCAGUGCUUGGUUGGGUUAGAAAUCCGGGAAUUUGUUCCUGGAGAUCUAGAUUUAAAUUAAAGAAAUUGUUCUGGUUUCUAUGCCGAGGUUGUGAUUACUGAUUAGGACACGAAGGAAAAGAGGAUUCAGAUCUAUCUCUUCGCAGAAGUUUCUGUGGUUUUAUCUGGUGUCUUCCGUUUUCAUUUUCUGAAUAAUUGGUUGUCGCAUAUUAAAGGACAUCGACAUAUUCAGAAGACUGCAUCAGGAGGCAGCAUCGCAGUCUUGAAUAUUCUAGAUUACUUCUGCAUAUGGCUUCAAGAAGUUUGAUGGAGAAUUCACAAGUGAGCUCAAAGUUGCAUGAGGAGAAAUUGAUGAAAGAGAUAUCUGAAUUGAGGGAACUAAGGACAGCUAUAAUGGUGGAAAAAUGCUUGAGCAAGAAUGAAGUGAUUACCUGCCCCAAACCAAUGAGACGACAAAUGUGGUUAUGUGUAGAGGAGGUUGACAUGAAAGCAAGUGCAGAGCUCUCAGAUAUCAUCUUCAGCAAGGCAUCACCACCUGUCUACUCUGUUUCCCCUCCUGUCCGUGCAAGCAACCCUCUUAUUCAAGAUGCCCGGUUCCGCGAACAGAGAAUCUCUCCGAGCCCUAUUCGAAUUGAAGGCUUCUGUACAGCUGUUGAUAGGGCCCAAAGGAGGCAAAGCAUCCUGACAGUGGCUUGAAACAAUUUUUCUAUCCACCUACUAAUCCAUGUAUGAGAGACAGCAGGUUUUUGCAAAUCCAAGUUGUGCAGGUUUUAUGAUCAUGUACAGAGUUCAUUUUAAGUUAAAGUGUCCUUUAUUGCACCAUGGAGUUGGUUUCGGUCUUGGGCGUCUUGUACAUAAGGCUGUCUCUGGCUGGUAGGUUCUCCGUAUACAUAAAACAAAGAAAUGCAUCUGGUUGAGAUGCAAAGGCUUGCCAAAUAAAAUUUUUGGAUUUUGGGCUCA
Molecule: messenger RNA, 1094 nt
Organism: Nelumbo nucifera (sacred lotus)
Lineage: Eukaryota; Viridiplantae; Streptophyta; Magnoliopsida; Proteales; Nelumbonaceae
Source: RefSeq, a predicted model, not a curated record